Molecule: messenger RNA, 4397 nt
Organism: Bursaphelenchus xylophilus (pine wood nematode)
Lineage: Eukaryota; Metazoa; Nematoda; Chromadorea; Rhabditida; Aphelenchoididae
Source: the annotation of a GenBank genome assembly
AUGGCCCAGCCGGCCAAGAAUUAUAUGAGAUUGUAUGUGAAUGGAGGUGAGUUAUGUUUUGUACUUAUCUUUUAUAUUUUUGUUACUUAUCCUUUUCUUCUCUUGCCAUUAUUUCUUCACAUUCUAAAAGACAACGUGCCCUUCGUAUAACCGAUGAAAUAUUUAUCUGAUUAAGAAAACGACUUGUAAAUCUCAUUACUAUUGAAUUACUUCUGUAUUCGGUGUAAAUCACGGCCAUAUUUCAUACAAAUUUAACUUUUUUGUUGCUACUUUAUCUUAUUUAAUCGCUAAAUAUGUGAAGUUUCAAGUUAUUCCUAUUUUUAAUAAGUUUUCGGCAAUCAGGCGAACGUAAUUUUAAAGAAUGGAUAUGAAUCCAUAAUUUAUUGUGCAGUAAUCACAUGAGUAGGCGGCUGGUACGACAAGAUCGUCGACUUUUUGUGGCUUUUCUUGCUUUAAAAUGCAGAUAAAACAUGAUGCUUUAUGAUGAAUGGCCUGUAUUACUCCGAGAUGACUAAAGAGCGGCUAAAUAAGGAAGUCUAAAGGAUGGCGGACAUGUAUCCCUGUCACUUUCCAAAAGAUACAUCCAGAAUUAGAGUGAUUACAAAUAAAUUCCGGCCAUUUUUUACAGCAGACUCAUCUAUUUUUAUUGAACAUUUCCUUUGCAAAUGCCCUAUGACAUCAGGUCACAGGAAUUUGUUCCAUUAAUCUCUGCAGAAAUUACUCAAAAUCAUCUUAAUUCGACUCUAAAAUUAGAGUCUGAUAAAUGCUCGGCUCUCGAAAAAAUUCUUUUUUUGUUUUAAUUUUAUGACUUUGGGGGUGGCAAAAAAAGAUCAUACAAUUGAGGAGGGUAGAGAGAAAAAAUAAUGAUGAUUAAAGUCGAAAAAAACAAGACAAUUGUCGCGUUUCCACCUCCAGAAUCUCGUGGAUAUAGGGGGAUCAGGGUACGCGACAAGGGUUUAUGUUUUUGUUGACAUUAGCGGAUUUGAAUUUUUAAUUAAAAUGUAAGGAAUUCUUGAUUGUUUUGUUUCCAGCCGUUGUCUCUCUGAAUUAUAAAAAAAGUUUUAUCGAAUGCCAAUUGUAAUGAUGACUAUUUCCAGCGCCGACAGAUUAUCUGGGUCCCCAAAUUGGAACAGCGGAAGCCAAUUCUCUUUUGGCAUCACAGGAUGACGAAGAACUGCCCAUUGUUGUGAUCCCGUCGAGGAAUCGAAGAGAUCUCUUCCUCCCUUCGGAAGAUACGAUCAUCAGGAAACGAGCCGUCGAUCAUUUGGCCAGAUUCUCGAGGAAUCUGCCCGAGCAAGAGCAGAUGUAUCAGAUUCAGAAUGUGGGAGAUCUCCCCAUGUUUCGUUUCGGCUGAUCGCUAUGAAUUAUUGCUUAGAUCUCUCAUCCCUAAGACUGUUGGGAUACUGUAACAUGAUUUCAAAUUUCUUACAUAAUGUUACAAUAAUCGUAUAAUUUCUUACUGUAACAUAAUUUAUGAAAUUUUAAAUUUUUUUACAGUAAUCUUCUCACUCACUGUAGACUCUUAUUCUGAUCUCAAGAUUGUUAUUUUAGUCAUCUUUUAUCAGUCCAGAAUCCAACCUAACAUCUCCGCAUUUUGACAUGAUCUCUCGAUUCUAUUUAUUUUAUUGUCUCUCUUCUCAAGUUGUUUACAAAAAUACAGUCUCUGUAAAUGUUUGAUGAAUUUCAAUAAAUUCAAUUGUGCUAGUGGCGGUUGUCUAUGCACGAUGUGCACAAUGUGCAUAGACAAUAUAUCAUACCAUAUUUAUUAUGUAAAAAGGCUUGCAAAAGGAAAAGAAGGUCAUGUGAAAUGGAAAAAACACGAAUUUGCAAAUUGAAUUUGGUUAGUCAAAUUUGUGGAAAAAUUAAAAUAAAAUUAAUGUCAGAAGGUGGCUACGGCAAAAACGAAAAAUUACGAAAUGUAAAAUUCAAAAAUUGAGAUCGCAAAGAUAGCUAGAAAGCACAUAAACUACGAAUUGCGAACCUUUUGCUCUAUUUUAUGAUAUCCAACAGAUUCCUGAUAUUAAUAAUUUCAAAUUUUUAUCACCUGCAGUCCCAACUUCACCCGAAACGAAACACUUGUAAAUAUUUAAGCGAUAUCACUAAACUUAAAAUAAAUAAUGUCUCCAUGGUUAUCUAAAAAAGAGCGUUGAGGGGUUUCCCGUUCUCCAUUAGUUGCCAUUACAUCCUUAGGGUCUCUUUUGUCGCUUUUAAUCAACUAAUCGGUGGAAUUCUGAAGUCAAUUAUUCAAUUUCAACUUCUGUUCGAGGAGAGAGACAUCCGGAAGUUUUAUGAGUGUUGUUUCCCCGGGCAUUAUAUGGGAUUAGUUGAGCGACAGAAUGAGGCAAUCAUGGAGUCGGGUGUAACUUUGGGGGAGAUGGGCCUUUACUUGCAAAACUCUUCUUUUGGUGACCUGAAUUUUUUUAAACAAGUUGCCUAUGUAAAUUUGAAGAUCUUUUUUUAAGAAUUGACUAUUGCCGCUGUAACAAACGAGGCGCCUGAAGAUCUGUUUUUCAAAUCAUUUUGUUUGUGCGCUGUCUACAUAACUCACACAUUCUUUGAAAUGCUUCUACUCAGGCACAGAUCAGACAAUAAACGAUCUCCGCGUACACGAGAAUGCAUACAAAGAAUUGGGUAAGGAGUGAAAAAAAAUUUAUUUUUUGAUUUUAGGCCAUUUUUCGAAUUUACAAAUGUAAACUCUGACCUCUUUUGAGUCAUCAAGUUUAUGACUACUAAGAUGUUUGUGGUAGGUCGUAGUUACACUCAUAUAAAACGUAGACUAUUCUAAUCCAAGCUAAAAUCGACUUUGAUGACAAACCAAGCGUCGCAAUUCGACCUCUUCCUGUGUUAAUUUCGCUUCUUCCCAUUAACCUUGCCAAACCCGCAAAUUCUUUAUUUUCGCACUUUCCGAUCCCGACCCGAGAUAAACGACUUUUCGAUUUCUCCUCAAACUUUGCCAUUGUCCUGCCAACUGACAAUGACUAUGCCCUCAGGGUCAGUUCUGACGUUUGAUAGAAUUUUUGUGCAAAACAAAAGGAAUUGCUGCCAAAUAAAAAGAGAAAUAAAUCUCUAUUAAUUGUAAUUUACAUGUUUUUGCAUACUGUAUUAUACAUACUUUGCAUUCGUUCAUUUGCUCUGCGGUCAAAAUAAAGGCUUGUAGAGUUCAGUUUUUAAUCCUCGACCAGCAGCUCUUUUUUUAUUGUAUUUUCUUAUCGUCCCCCAAUAAACCAUAUGUAUUUUUCCUAAGGAUGGCGAUGUCUUUUGCUUCAGAAUUCGCCCAUUUAAAGCCUCGAAGGCCGAAAAACGGCUUAUCGGUGGCCUAUCACAUCAAUUAUUAACGCACUCCCGGUUCAGCCACACAUUUCCUCUCUUUUCUGGCCAAGACAUUUGUAUUUCGAUUAUUUUAUCCUUGGAAUUAUCCCUUUUGGACACAAAGAACUUGGCCAAAAUGAGAUUUGGAGUUGAGUUUGUUAGAGGACGAGCGAUGAAAGGGAGUUGACUUGGACACUUACUUUCAGAUUUAUUAUAAUUUAGUCGUUCUUUGGCCGAGCUUUUUGAUUUAAAUUUGGAUUUUAGGUCCGGUGGCCAUUGUUUAUUUGUAAAUCAAAUGAAAACUGUUCAAGUGUCCUCUGCGAAGACUGUUUUGAUUCAUUUGUUUGAACAAUAUUAACGGAGUUGAGCGGGUUCUCACUUUUACACGCAAAAUUUAAAUACUCAUCUCUCUUUGACUUUGCAAAACGUAUAAGAAGUUGUAAUACAAGGUCUUCAAAUAAUUUUCCCUACAAAGCCGGCGAUUUUCUCACGUCCAUUUGUUCGUUGUUAGGUAACUAAUUCAAACUAAAUUAGGGGAAGUGCGGCAAGUGUCCUUGAGAGUGCCUAUCAUUUGCUUUUUUGGUAAAUUAUUUUUUUUUGCUUUUGUGUGGAAAUCGCUAAAUCUGAAAAAUAGGAUUUUACACUCGAAAAGAGAGAGGCGAUGGAGUGGAUCGCGCUGAAAAGUUUAAUGUGUAUUUGACUGUUCAUGACCGAGGCUUAUAUCACGUGCUGUGUAUGAAUAUUUCUUUAAAUAUUUGAGCCACAGGCAAUAAAAUUUAUCUUUCAGAUCUCACCAUGGCCUUUGGAAUGCAGGAAUGCAUCUGGCUGGUGCUCUCAUUUAUUUUACCUGUAAGUUUUUGUAGGCCAAAAUCUUCUAAUUUUAAUCAAUUUUUAGCCCCUUGCAAUUUUCCUGAGGCAUGAUGAUUGCAAUGUUCAUGUGGCCAUCAGUGUAAUUCUAAUAUUUUUCUUUUGGUGAGCCCGUUGCAACCUUUUUUACAUACAAAAAAGUUCAUAAGUCUUUAAAAAUAUUAUUUUUUUUCAGGUUCCCGGGAGUGUUCCACGCCUUAUGGUACUGCUUUUGUCGAUGA